Phyllostomus hastatus (greater spear-nosed bat) is the source of this 4447-nucleotide messenger RNA. It is a transcript of the gene SLC24A1, whose product is annotated as solute carrier family 24 member 1. Gene Ontology annotation, biological process: calcium ion transmembrane transport; long-term synaptic potentiation; long-term synaptic depression. NCBI's taxonomy places the organism in Eukaryota, Metazoa, Chordata, Mammalia, Chiroptera, Phyllostomidae. The transcript is spliced from 9 exons. Gene Ontology annotation, molecular function: calcium channel activity; calcium, potassium:sodium antiporter activity. Gene Ontology annotation, cellular component: membrane. Bases 263 to 3589 code for a protein of 1108 amino acids. The record is from RefSeq and is a predicted model, not a curated record.
CUUAGGAUCCAUAGGAGAGCUGGGGCUGGAGAAUGGGGUGUUCCCUGCUGUCCAGCUUCAGACCCACUCUUUGAGACCCUGGGUUGACAAGUUUUCAGAACUGAGAAGACACCCAGAUGUCCAGGUUUGAAGGUUUGUGGAUAUCUCUUAGUUGCGCUUCAUGGAGAAAUCUUCCCUGAUCAUCCCUCUGAAUCCCAGAACAGCCCCCAUCUUUCAGUGGAUGGAAUGAGAGGCUUUCUGUAACCCGGCCUAACUGGUCAUCAUGGGGAAAUUGAUCAGGAUGGGGACGCAGGAAAGGCCAUUACUUCGGCCAAAACGGCUUCAAUGGAGUCGCUUCCUCUUUCUCCUGGGAAUGUUGAUCAUUGGUUCCACCUACCAACACCUGAGGAGCCCCCGGGGCCUCCCCUCACUGUGGGCAGCAUUCUCUUCCCAACACCCUGUACAACUGGCCAGCCGGGACCUUCCCAACGAGAUGGUGACAGGGAGCAGUGACCCUCUAAAAGCUAGCUCUGAAAUGGAGGGUGAGACACUGACACCCCAAGCCACAAUGGGUAAGGAGGAAGUGACGCCUGACAUAACAAUGGAGAACACCCCCAGCACACCCAGAACAACCGCCAACACCUCUCCAACAAUACCCAAAAACAACUACAGCCCAACAGCAGCAGGCACAGAAAGAGUGAAGGGAAACACCCCAACUACACCAAGUAGAGUACUGAGUCAGUACGCCUCAAGAGCAAGCAGAUCAACAGCAAAGAAUUACACCCCAACAACACCCAGGGGAAAAGUGAAGCACUACCACCCAACUCAAGCCAGGGGAAAAGUGAGAAAAUACACCCCAUCUCCACAUGGUAGAGUAGUAAACACUGCCCUGUCUACAUUCAGGACAAUGGCAAGAAAACAUGGGGUCACCCCCAGAAUGACAGUGCAAGACAGUGAAACUGUGGCAACCUACAAAGCAUUGGAGACCAGCCCCUCCAAGGGAACAGUGGAGGAAACCCCCCCUACUACUCUGAAGGGAGUAACUGAUAACACCCCAACUUUCCUGAUAAAUGAUAUAGAAACAAACAUCUUGACUUCUCCUUGGAGUGUGGUGGAAAAGAGUACCCUGUCUACCCCCAGAAGAAUGGACAAUAACAGCUUGACCAACCCUCAGGGGUUAGUGGGAAAGGACAACCUGACGACUUCCCAGGGACCGGCCUUAGAGCCCACUGCAGCCAUCUUUGAGGGGCAGGUGACGAUUAGCACCACAACAGGAAGCAGCCCAGCAACAACCAAAGCCUCUACUACUGCUUGGACGGUUAGGAAUCUCUCGUCCAGAACCACCGCACCAACCAUGGGAAUAUCCUUAGCCACCUUCUGGGGGCUGGCGAAGAAACCUUCCACAGCACCGAGCACCUCAGCAGCCCCCAGUGCCAAGGCAGACCCGACUACCCAGGUUCGUCACUGUGUGGUUGUGGAGCCAGCUCCAGCUGUGCCCACACUCCCCACCCCCAGCCUGACAACGGGCCUGCCCGCAGAGACGGCCAGGCCCCGUCCCUCAGCGCUGCCCCCUAGCCAGCCGGACCACCACACCAAGGCAGAGUACCCCCCAGACCUGUUCAGCUUGGAGGAGCGGCGGCAGGGCUGGGUGGUCCUGCACAUCUUUGGCAUGAUGUAUGUGUUUGUGGCCUUGGCCAUCGUGUGUGACGAGUACUUUGUGCCGGCCCUGGGCGUCAUCACAGACAAGCUGCAGAUCUCUGAGGACGUGGCAGGUGCCACAUUCAUGGCUGCCGGAGGCUCUGCCCCCGAGCUCUUCACCUCCCUCAUUGGCGUCUUCAUCUCCCACAGCAAUGUGGGCAUUGGCACCAUUGUGGGUUCUGCUGUGUUCAACAUCCUCUUUGUCAUCGGCACCUGUGCCCUCUUCUCCCGGGAGAUCCUCAACCUCACCUGGUGGCCCUUAUUCCGUGAUGUCUCCUUCUACAUCCUUGACCUGAUGAUGCUCAUUCUCUUCUUCCUGGACAGCCUCAUUGUCUGGUGGGAGAGCCUGCUGCUAUUGCUGGCCUAUGCCUUCUAUGUGUUCACCAUGAAGUGGAAUAAGAAGCUCGAGCUCUGGAUGAAGGAGCAGCUCAGCAGGAGGCCAGUGGCCAAGGUCAUGGCCCUAGGGGACUUCAGCAAGCCAGGUGAUGGGGCGGUUGCGGAGGAUGAGCUACAGGAUAACAAGAAGCUGAAGCUCACCUCCGUGCUGACCCGAGGGAGCAGCUCAGCCUCUCUGCACAACAGCACCAUCCGCAGCACCAUCUACUGGCUCAUGCUCCACAGCCUGGACCUGGGGGAAGCCCACUCCUCCAAGAACAAGAACGAGGAGAGCUUGAAUCAGGAGGCCAAGGCCGAGCCUCAGGCCAGAGCAGAGAGCAAACUGGAAGAGGAGGAGCCAGCCAAGCCCCCUACAGUCACGGUCACACCUGCCCCUGCUCCAGAUGUCCAGGAUGACCAGGAGGCGGAUCCUGGCAGUCAGGACGGAGCUGUGGCUGGAGCUGAGGGCACAGGCGAAACGGCCGGCGGAGACGGCCAAAGUGGGCAGCAGAGCGGAGACGAACCUCAGCUGGAAGGUGAAUGUGAAGUUGAAGCAGAAGGAAAAGGAGAUAAUGAAGGUGAAGGUGAACUCCAGACAGAAGGAGAUGAUGGCGAGGUGAGAAACGAAGAAACCGAGGAGCAGGAAGCCAAUGCUGAACGUCAAGGCGAAGCCAAAAGUGAUGAGAAAGGUGCAGGUGGUGAAGGGGGUGGUGGCGGAGGCGAUGGCGAAGAUGAGGUCCCAGCAGAAUCAAGAGGAAAUGGUGAAGGUGAAGGCGAACUCCCAGCAGAAGGAGAAGAUGGCAAAGUGAAAGGUGACGAAGGUGGAACCGAAGAGCAGGAAGUCGAUGCCGAAUGUCAAGGUGAAGCCAAAAGUGAUGAGAAAGGUGCAGAUGGUGAAGGAGGAGGUGAGGGAGGUGACAGUGAAGAUGAGGAAGACGAGGAGGAUGAGGACGAGGAUGAGGACGAGGAAGACGAGGAAGAGGAAGAAAACGAGGAGCCUCUGUCCCUGGAGUGGCCCGAGACCCGGCAGAAGCAGGCCAUUUACCUCUUCCUCCUGCCCAUUGUGUUCCCGCUGUGGCUGACGGUGCCCGACGUCCGGAGGCUGGAAUCUAGGAAGUUUUUUGUUAUCACCUUCCUGGGAUCCAUCAUAUGGAUAGCCACGUUCUCAUACCUCAUGGUGUGGUGGGCUCACCAGCCUGCCUGUUCCCUGGUUGCUUUUCUCUCUUCUCAACGGACUGCAGCCUGUCCCGGUCAGCAGCAACGGCUUGUUCUGUGCGAUCGUCUUGCUCUUUCUCAUGCUCCUGUUCGUGAUCUCUUCAAUCGCUUCGUGCAAAUGGAGAAUGAACAAGAUCCUGGGCUUCACGAUGUUCCUCCUCUACUUUGUAUUCCUGGUCAUCAGUGUGAUGUUAGAAGAUCGAAUCAUAUCCUGUCCUGUGUCUAUCUGAGUCAGUCACUGUUGCUCAAAAUGGACAUGGGCCACGGAACCAUGCCAGAAAUCACCGUACCUCUCGUUACAUUCGUGAAAGAACGAACGUGACGUGGGAGGAUGAACUGGGAGGCUGAGAGCCCCCCGUGUGAACGUGAUCCAGGCGUGCAGUUCCUUGUGCAUUAACAGUCUCCCUUCCGGAGGGGUGGAGCUCCUACCCCCUACCGAAACAGACACCAGAAUGACCCCUGGAGUCAGAGGGUUUUCUACACGAGAGAAUUGGGGUGAGGGUGGGGGCAGGUAGAACAGGACAAGCUCCCAUGCUCAGUUCCCUGAUCACUCAAGGGCUGCUGAUCCAGACAGAAGGUGCAGGCGUACCUGGCCCUCCUGGCUCCUGCCCCAAGCACAUGCUGCGAUGUGCGGUUUCCUCUUUUUCUGUUCAAAAACGUGGGGUUCUGCCAGGUUUGUAAUCAUUCCUAGUCUAGUUAUGGGUGAGUUUGAAGAGCUAAGGCUAUAGGGAAAAAAUGAAGUAUAGCAGGAAUCAAUUAUCAUUGGUAAAACAUGUACCAGUAUUUUAUAGCUUAAAAGGACUACAUUAGCUCUUAUUGCAUUUCUGAAAAGUGAAAUUAAAAUAAGUAACCCAAGAAAUUAAAAUGGGUAAUUUGCCCUUGAAUUGGGAGAAUGGCUAUUCGGGAAGGAAAACUACUCUAAGGGCUAUUUAAAAAUAUAUCCUUAUUAGAAAAUCCAAGUUAGCACUGUCUCCAGCAAGUGGUCGCCUUGAGGGAUUAGACAUUUAACACAGCUGUACUGGCUGUGUCCCUCCAGCACACUCUCACCAGCAGUAACAGCUAUUUCUAGUGAGUGAGAAGGUAAAGAGUUCAAAGUCAGUAGAGGCAAGUCUGGUUUAUAAAAUAAGAGCUCCACCCUGGCCAGUGUGGCUCAGUGGAUUGAGUGCUGGUCUGUGAACCA